Messenger RNA from Orcinus orca (killer whale), 2461 nucleotides. RefSeq names its product RAB36, member RAS oncogene family (gene RAB36). Lineage: Eukaryota; Metazoa; Chordata; Mammalia; Artiodactyla; Delphinidae. The coding region runs from base 872 to 1777 and encodes 301 amino acids. The record is from RefSeq and is a predicted model, not a curated record. The transcript is spliced from 11 exons. Gene Ontology annotation, molecular function: GTP binding; GTPase activity.
GAUGAGCUAAGAGAAUAAAUGGGGCAAAUCACAUGGGGCCUCUUGGGCUAUUGUAAAGAUUUUAUUCAUCUAAGAGUGAUGAGGAGGCAUUGGAGGGUUUGGAGCUGAGGACUGACAUGAUCUGAUCUGUGUUUUAACAAGGGAUCCCUGGGGGCUGCUGAACUGGGAAUAGGAUAGAAGCAAAGGUGGAAGCAGGGAGACCAGUUAAGGGGAGAGAUGAUGAUGGUUGGGACCAUGGUGAGAUCAGAGGAAGUAGGAGGGAGAGAGAAGAUACUGGACAAAUUUUCAGGGUAGAACCUACAGGAUUUACUGACAGAUCAGACACUGGAUGUGAUGGAAAGAAGUCAAGGGAUCUUGGAGAUCCCUCCCUACCAGAUAACAAGAAAAACACGAAAUAUUUACAUAACAAGAAAAAGAUCACAUUUGCUAUAUUAUGAAAAUAAGUACUUAAACACUGCACAUAAUUCCCUCCACGUUUGAACCACCAACCCUCCCCAGCCAUGGUGACAUCAGGGAGGCCAGGUGGGCAAGUCUCUCCACAGUCAGCCCCGCCCAGGCCCGCCCCUGGAGCCCAGGCCCCACCCAUGGCCGACCUGGCCCGCCCACCAGGCCCCGCCCUUGUUGCCAUGGUGAUCACCGGCGCUCGGGCCGCGUCCCGGAGUCUCCCGCGAGGCUCUGGUUGCUAUGGUGAUCGCGGCGCGAGACGCUGACGGAACACUUUUGGCUGUGAGCCCCAUCCCCGACGUCCCGGAUUCGUCAGACGCCCGCCUGUCCCGUGUGGUGCUCGUUGCCAUGGUGAUCGCGGCCACUGGACCCUCCGGACUAGGCAGCGUCAGGAGCCUCUGCAGCCGCCGCAGGACUCCCAGGAAGAAUGAGGUCCUCUGUGAUGCCUUUGGGGCCCACGGUGAGCCGGGACCGCGUCAUCACCAGCUUCCCUAAGUGGUACACGCCCGCCGCCUGCCUGCAGCUCCGGGAGCACUUUCACGGGCAGGUCAGCGCUGCCUGCCAACACAGAAAUACGGGGACCGUCGGGCUCAAACUCUCCAAGGUGGUUGUGGUCGGCGACCUCUACGUGGGCAAGACCAGCCUCAUCCACAGGUUCUGCAAGAAUGUUUUCGACCGCGACUACAAGGCCACCAUCGGGGUGGACUUUGAGACGGAGCGCUUUGAGGUCGCCGGGAUCGCCUUCAGCCUCCAGAUCUGGGACACAGCAGGACAGGAGAAGUUCAAGUGCAUCGCGUCUGCCUACUACCGGGGUGCCCAGGUGAUCAUCACGGCCUUUGACCUCACUGACAUGCAGACCCUGGAGCACACCAGGCAAUGGCUGGAGGACGCGCUGAGGGAGAAUGAACCAGGCGCCUGCUUCCUGUUCCUUGUGGGGACCAAGAAGGACCUUCUGUCAGGGGCCGCGUGCGAGCAGGCGGAGGCAGAGGCCGUGCGCCUAGCCAACGAGAUGCAGGCCGAGUACUGGUCCGUGUCGGCCAAGACCGGGGAGAACGUGAAGGCGUUUUUCAGCCGUGUGGCCGCCCUGGCCUUCGAGCGCUCAGUGCUGCAGGACCUGGAGCGGAGGAGCAGUGCCCAGCUGCAGGUCGGCGACGGGGACAUCAUCCGUACGUGCAGGGAUGGAGGGACAUCCACCCGAGACCCAGGACAGCAAGAGGCCCUCCAGCCCAGGUUGCUGUUAGCUGAGCCUGCGUCAGAGGCCUCCACUGCCUGCAUGCGUGUGGGCAGUGCCUCCCGUGACCUGGAGGGUGACAUGGAACACCCACCGUGCUGAGCCCCAGGGCUCCGCCUCUUCUCUUCAGCGGGUCGGGAGCCAGGGAAGGCCCCCAGUGGCUGCCCAGGGCCCCAUGCUGCCCAGCUGGUGGGGGCACUGAGGCUGUCAUCUGGAAGGCCAGUUGCACUUACAGAGUCACUCGACAGCCCCCCGGCCCCGGGAGGCUCAGGACCACAGGCACGGACACGUGCCCCCAGGCCCACGGCGCUCGCCCUGGGCACAGUCAGCAUCCCCUCAGGCCUCUUCCCCACUUUCCUGGGUCGGCCUCCGAAUCCUCCUCAUCUCAGUGGUCCAGACGAGCGGCACUUGCUGAAGUCAAGGCUCCCUGUCUGCUGCAACCCGGAUCGGGCAAGAGCACCCAGGUCUCCCCUCCCCAGCUCCCGCCCAGAGCGCCCAACCCUCUCCAUGCCCUCGUGUUGCUCCUCCUCAGGGGCUACUGAGCCCCCGCCCACCCCACUCUCCCCAACCCUGGGUGUGUGCCCCCCAGUCCUGCCCUCCGUGGCCAUAGGCAGGUGGCACGUCUGGCUCCCGCCUGUUUCUCGUAGAUGGUGAGCAUUUCGGGCAGCCAGGUGGUUAGCCGCCGGGAGACUAGGCGGCUUUUGUUCAUUCCCCCUUCACCACAUUUUAGGCUCUCCUUUUUUAUAGAUAGGAGAUACUUCUUUAUAUAAAUCACUCCUAAAGGAA